Ictalurus punctatus (channel catfish) is the source of this 486-nucleotide messenger RNA. RefSeq names its product regakine-1. Gene Ontology annotation, cellular component: extracellular region. Bases 122 to 367 code for a protein of 81 amino acids. Gene Ontology annotation, biological process: immune response. Gene Ontology annotation, molecular function: chemokine activity. The record is from RefSeq and is a predicted model, not a curated record. Lineage: Eukaryota; Metazoa; Chordata; Actinopteri; Siluriformes; Ictaluridae. The transcript has 3 exons.
GGAGGAGGGGGAAAAACGAUCUGCCUUUAGGUAAACAUUUCUAAGAAAUGAGGCAGUAAAGCCCUGAAAUAAUCAGAAUAAAUUUGAGAGAAGAGACGAUCUGCAUCCAUCUGCUGAGAACAUGAAGAUGAAUCGUGUGGUUUUGGUCCUGGGCUUCUUCCUGAUCAUGGCGCUCGACUCAGACGCUAAGCCUGAAGCUGUCGGACUGCCUAAGGCUUGCUGCUUUAAGUUUUUCCCCGGCAAAAUUCCUCCCCAAACAAUCCUGGAGGUUAAAAAGACCGACUCACGCUGCCCACAGCAAGGCUUCAUUGUUACUACUCAUGAGUUCCUCACAAUGUGUGUCCGUAAGCUCGAAGUCACCGAAUAAGCUACAGUACGCAUUAACGCCGCAACUGAGACGCAACACGUACGCACCAUUCAUGAUGAUGGUCGUGGAUGUUAUUGAUGCUUAACGCAAUGCAGAUUCAAAUAAAGUCAUAACGCAUC